UUCCAUUGUUCUUUGCUUUCAAUUAUUCGUCAAUAUGAAGCUAUUGAACACUCGAACCGUGGCAUUGUUCACGCUUCUGUGCGGGUUCUUUACGGACGUCGUCCUUGGCAUAGACUUUCGCAAUGCUCGUCCUCGGCCUGUUCCACCGGCAGAUUUUGAGGCCGCUGCCACCACGAUUCUGAAUGCUACCUUCCAGCAGCUGAUUGAUCAUGAGAACCCCUCGUUAGGGACCUUCAGUCAAUUUUAUUACUAUUCCACUGAAUUCUACAAGGGUCCGGGAAGCCCAGUUAUCUUCUUCACCCCGGGGGAGAUUGCUGUUGUUGGGUAUCAAAAGUACGCAACCACAAAUAGAACCACUGGUGUCAUUGCGCAAGAGAUUGGUGCCGCACUCAUCAUCCUUGAGCACAGAUACUGGGGAUUUUCUUCUCCAUUCCAGGAAUUGACGACCGAAAAUAUGCAAUAUCAGACCUUGAAGAACGCCAUUGCCGACCUCAACCAUUUUGCAUUGACUGCCAAGCUUCCAUUCGACCUUUCUGGUGCUACCAAUGCGGAUAAGGCACCAUGGGUCCUUGUUGGAGGGUCGUAUUCUGGUGCUUUGACUGCGUGGACUGAAAAAAAGACGAGACCUUCAGUCAUGUGGGCUUACUAUGCAAGCUCGGCAGUAGUGGAAACAAUUGGCAAUUACUGGUCUUACUUCCUCCCCGAAACCGAGAACAUGCCCAAGAAUUGCAGCACAGAUAUCUCCCUGGUUAUUGACUACCUCGAUCAUAUUGGCAUGCAUGGUACCGUAAAUGAGCAGACGGUGGCCAAAAAUUUGUUUGGACUCGGAGGGUUAGCCCACUACGAUGACUUCAUGGAAGCGUUGGCCAAUGGACCCUACCUGUGGCAAGGCAACCAAUUCUAUACGAAUAGCGGCUUCUUUGAUUUUUGUGAUACGAUUGAGGGCGUCACUGGUAAUAGUAGCAGGAUCCCAGGAGCGAGCGGUGUCGGUCUGGAAACAGCCCUCAAAGGGUACUCGGAUUGGAUGAAAAAUAAAUUAAUACCGGGCUACUGUGAAUCAUAUGGCUACCCAGAAUUUAAUGGGACAUACAAUGUUGAGUGUUUUGACUCAUAUAACGCUUCUUUGCCUUCGUAUACAGAUAUUAGUGUCGGCAAUACCUACGAUAGGCAGUGGGACUGGUUUCUGUGUAGCGGAUUCGGAUGGUGGCAAAAUGGAGCAAUUCACUCACAGCAAACAAUCGUGUCUCGCUUGAUCCAAAAUCCAUACUGGGAAAGACAGUGUGCUCAGUGGUUCCCGACGGAGAAUGGAUACACAUACCCUCUUAAUGCCGGUGCUUCGUAUCAUACCGCCAAUGCCUACACUGGUGGCUGGACUGGGUUCAUUGACUCGACUCGCCUCGUUUUUGUUUCUGGCACAAAUGAUCCAUGGAGAACCAGUCAAGUCGUCUCGCAGUUCAGACCCGGGGGACCCCAGAAAUCGACCCAAGCUCAGCCUAUCUUCGACGUACCAGGCGGAUAUCACACGAGUGACCUUAUCACCCAGAAUGGGGUUGUAAACCCUGAGUGUGGGGCUAUUCAGGCACAGGUGGUCAAGCAGAUUGUAGAAUGGGUCAACGAAUAUCCCGCGAAGAUAUGAGUCCGGGGGUGCAAGAUCGUACGCACAUGGCAGUCACGUUGGGAUCGAUCUACUGCAUUCUGAGGCAUAAAAAGAGACUUGCGUAUAAAUUUAAUGAAUAUUUCACUUUGCUGGUGAUGUUAGCAAGGACUCGUGGUUUGCGAGAGUUUUCCAAAACCCCGAUUUUUUGUGCGUCGUAAAC
This is a messenger RNA of Hyaloscypha bicolor E, 1817 nucleotides long. Its product is annotated as endoprotease. The coding region runs from base 35 to 1636 and encodes 533 amino acids. The transcript has 6 exons. Gene Ontology annotation, biological process: proteolysis. The record is from RefSeq and is a predicted model, not a curated record. Gene Ontology annotation, molecular function: serine-type exopeptidase activity; dipeptidyl-peptidase activity. NCBI's taxonomy places the organism in Eukaryota, Fungi, Ascomycota, Leotiomycetes, Helotiales, Hyaloscyphaceae.